AUGCUUUUGAUCCCACGACAACAUGCUGGCCCCGUUGGCCGAGCAUUUGAACCUGAGCUCAAUCGCCCUUCAUAUUCCCACCAGAAGAAGUAUGCAUCGAGUUGUCCAACCUGGCUACCAAAAGUUCUUCAAACAAACAAGCUAUCGCUAUUGGAACGGCUCCCCAACGACGUGCAGAGGCUCAUUUUUUCGAACCUGGACUAUCAGUCUCUCAUCUUCCUGUCCAUGGUGAACCGACAAUUUCAUCGUACAGUAGACCCCCCACGCACGGCAACACUACGAGACAAGUUUGAGUUGGUCAUGAGAGCAGCAAAGGACUUUCCACAACAUUGGGCCAGCGAGAAAAAGAAAGAUCAAAGACCCGGAAACUUAGAGUGCUACUGGUGCUUCCGUGUACGGAGUCCGCAACAUUUUGAUGUGUUACAAGCCAACACGGCCUACUUUGACCCACAAGGCCGAUUGGUACCGGAGCAGGAGGCGGGACCUCAAGACCGGCUUGUGCCCCUCCGCCGCUUCUGUAUCGGAUGUGGAGUAAAGGCUGGACUUCACGCACCAUCUGACUGCAUCGUGACGAGAACAGGCCUGGACCUCUGGACUGCUCUUCAACUUGCCCACUGCGGCCCAAAAGAAGGUGGUGUGGCUGUGAUUAUUCGUCUGCGCGACCCCAGCAUUGUGUCCUAUUACAUCAGGGAAUCUAGGUGA
Messenger RNA from Fusarium fujikuroi IMI 58289, 702 nucleotides. RefSeq lists its product as uncharacterized. Bases 1 to 702 code for a protein of 233 amino acids. NCBI's taxonomy places the organism in Eukaryota, Fungi, Ascomycota, Sordariomycetes, Hypocreales, Nectriaceae. Gene Ontology annotation, molecular function: protein binding. The transcript is spliced from 2 exons. The record is from RefSeq and is a predicted model, not a curated record.